UCGGAGUGUACAUAAGUCAAAAUAAUUUAUUUUAUAGCCAAUAGUAUUGUGAUGAUUUUAUUGUCUUGGAAUAUAAUUAGUUUAUUAGUUUAGUGAUUACUAAUUUUAAUAUUAAACUUUGUAUAUUGACGAACAAUUAGUAAUAGUGUGUGAUAUAUUAACUACUUAACCAAUGGAUGCAACAGCGUUUGCGCCAGCAUCUAAAGCUGUUCCCAACAAUGCAGCUGCCUCCGAUGUAUCUUUGCGCUUUUAUUCGUUCUUACCGUGCACACAAUCAAGAAAGACAUUGACCAGCAGUUCUAAAACAAGUGGUUACAGUACAGAUACAAGUGGUGUGCUUGUUAUCAACGAUAGCGACGAUGAAGAUUCAUCGACUAUAUCUGCCGAAUCAGAGCCACAAUUUGAAUUUCUAUGCGAAAUUGACGUUGACAAAAAUGUCGCGCUUCCACGACCCAUCGAGCUCAAAGUGGAGUGUAAAAAAGAGCCUGACGAACAUAUUAGACAACAAGAACAAGAUAAAAUAUCUAACAAUAAGAAUGCAACAUCAAUUCAUACAGCAGCCACGACGGAUUAUAGUGAUUGUGAGGAUGAGCUUUUGACAUUGUGUAAAAUCGAACCAGUUUGUGAUCUUAAUGAAAUCUUGCCACCUACAACGAACACAGAACAUGUUAACAAUCAUUACAUAUACUUCAUCUGCCCACAAUGUGGUGAACGUCACGAUGCGCAUCCACAUUGGCGGCGCCACAUAGAGUUGGCGCAUCAAUUGGGUGAUCAGCGGAAUUGGAAUUUCAAGCGACGACCGAACAACGAAUUCGAAUGUGCUAAAUGCAGCAAGAUGUUUACGCGUUGUACGCUCAAAACGUUGCAACAGCAUCAUUUUACACAUCUGCCACAUAAAGUGUACCACUGCAAAUUGUGUCCGUACGAAGAGCAAAGCAUGUUUUUGAUGAUUUCACAUAUUAUGUUGCAUAAAGAGAAGGAUGCCAGCUGCAGUGGUAGCGCCAGUAGUAAGGGUACACCGACAGCGCGCGAAAUAGCGCUGUGGGAACAUGAAAGUCGCGCUUUAAUUGCAUACAUUUGUCCGGCUUGUGGUUUAACGUUCGAAGCGGAGGAUGCUUGGCAGGCGCACAUAAAUUUUAGUCACAACUUCUUAGAAAAGACAGCGGAAAAUCGUUUUGGUGAUCAUUUCAAAUGCUCCGAAUGCACGGUCGAAAUCUUCUCCCAACACAUUGCCGAUCUGCAGCAACAUCUAUUCACACAUUUACCAUAUAAAUCGUAUUUCAAAUGCAAAGUUUGCAGUUUCACUAUAUCGCGACGAAAUUUCAUGCUCUCCCACAUACUAAACUUACACAAAGUCCAUUUGACACCCGGCGCCAUUGCAAACGAAGACGCCGUACUCACACCAGCCACAUCAACGACAUCAACGAAUGGUGUAUCAGCUGCAGUCGUAACAACAACGACAACGAACACUUCACCAGCUGGCGAUAGCAUAAACGAUUGUCAUAUCUCAUCGGGUAGUCUGCUGGAAACCGAAGAUAUCAAUGCAAAUUCCAUAAAUGUUUAUAACGAUGUGACGAGAAGUGCGCGUAGAAUUUCAAUGCCAUACCAACCAAUGGACAUCACAAACGCCAACAAAGAUUCGCUAAAGUUACCGGUGAAAUUGCAUAAAAGCAAAGGCUCAUACACAUGCGAGAAAUGUACCAAACAUUACAUGUAUCGAAAGAGUUACGAUAAGCAUAUACGUUUUUGCAGUCUUAUGAAUUCAACAAUUUAAGUGAUAAAUAAGUAGAUUCGUGACAUUGCUUGGCAGAUAUAUUGAGUUGUGUGUAUGUAUGUCAAUCAUCGUUCAUAGAAAAAGUCAUAAGAAAAAGUGUUAACUUUUAAUAUUUCCUACUCUAACAUUCCAUUUUCAUGCAUAUAUACAUUCGAUUUUCGAUUUAGCAGUGCGCGAGUGCUGUUGAGUGUGUGCAUACAGUUAUUUUUUCACUUAACAUUGUUUUAAAUGAUAAGCUUUUCAAAUGUUUAGCACUUCACUACGGUUGAAAUCGCACGCUCACACUCACACAUUUAAGCACUUUACUUUAACUAUUGUUUCCUGU
Messenger RNA from Zeugodacus cucurbitae (melon fly), 2099 nucleotides. Its product is annotated as zinc finger and SCAN domain-containing protein 12. Lineage: Eukaryota; Metazoa; Arthropoda; Insecta; Diptera; Tephritidae. The coding region runs from base 173 to 1774 and encodes 533 amino acids. The transcript has 3 exons. Gene Ontology annotation, biological process: regulation of transcription by RNA polymerase II. Gene Ontology annotation, molecular function: DNA-binding transcription factor activity, RNA polymerase II-specific; RNA polymerase II cis-regulatory region sequence-specific DNA binding. The record is from RefSeq and is a predicted model, not a curated record. Gene Ontology annotation, cellular component: nucleus.